Messenger RNA from Daucus carota subsp. sativus, 732 nucleotides. RefSeq names its product RPM1 interacting protein 13-like. The record is from RefSeq and is a predicted model, not a curated record. The transcript is spliced from 3 exons. Bases 85 to 720 code for a protein of 211 amino acids. Lineage: Eukaryota; Viridiplantae; Streptophyta; Magnoliopsida; Apiales; Apiaceae.
UCGUCAAAACUACACUAAACAAUGACCUGCUAACUUUUUCUUAUCCCGCUCUCCUAGGGUUUAUUAGGUUUUUUUCGAACGAAAAUGAGAUCCACGUUUAAUGAGAAGAAAGAUGAGAGGAGAGCCAAAGUGAACGUGAAGACGAGGAAGCUAAUAGCUAAAGAUAAAUCGAAUUCUCAUCGUGGUGAAAAUACGGUAAGAUCCAUAUUUUGUUUGAAAACCAAAUCCAAACUCAGGGAGACCGAAAAGAAAGAAGAUUGUUUUAUUCUUGAUUAUGUCCCCAACGACUCCCUGCAUGAAAUUUCUACUUCCAAUGAUAAUGAAAAUGAAGUCUACAUUGUUGCUGAAAAAGGACAGGUGGCUUGUAGAGAUUUUCCACAUUCAAGGCAUACCUGCGCGAACUUUCCAUUCAGGAAGACCAACCAUGAAAGCUACUGUCAAAUGUGCUACUGUUUUGUCUGCGAUAAAGUAGCUCCUUGCAUAAUGUGGUCGAGCGGGCAUUGUCAUGCUACAAAUAAUGAAACCUGGAAGUGGCAGAGGACACUUAUGAAAAUGCGUAAACAUGUGCAAGUAAUGGAUAGAUAUUUGAAAGUGUUGGAUGAGGUUCUUACUGCUUGGGAGAAUCAAUAUCCAGUGCCCUGGGAAACUAUACAGGAGCGUCGUGAAGCUGACCGUGAAUUAAGUAAAAGUUGCGCUGAAAUCAGCAAAAUUUUCGAAUAAACAUCAAGUAUC